Messenger RNA from Arachis ipaensis, 771 nucleotides. Its product is annotated as protein FAR1-RELATED SEQUENCE 5-like. Lineage: Eukaryota; Viridiplantae; Streptophyta; Magnoliopsida; Fabales; Fabaceae. The record is from RefSeq and is a predicted model, not a curated record.
AUGCCUAACCGGCAAAAGAGGCCGAGGGCCGAGACACGGUGUGGAUGCCCUGCAAGGAUGCUACUUCGCAUGGAUGAUGAAUUAGAACGUUGGUAUGUUGCAUACUUUUCAGACGCACAUAACCACCACGUACUUGAGUUGCGAUUUUCAUCCAUGCUCCUAGGCCAUCGGAGGAUGAGCGAAGCGGAUAUUGAGCAGAUGAACGACAUGCGCAAAGAGGGCAUUGGCGUCUCACGAAUUCACGAUUUUAUGGCGAGCCUAGCCGGCGGGUAUCAUAAUGUCCCAUACACAACAAGGGACAUGCACAAUGUAAAUGCGAAGCAACGAAGGGAGGGUGGCCUAGACGCGGAAUCGUGCUUAAGGUAUCUCCGAGAGUGCAAGGCAAAUGAUUCAGUACUCUACUACAAAGUUGUUGACGGGGAGGGCGUGUUACAACAUUUGUUUUGGUGUGACGGCACCAGCCAAAUUGAUUACCAGGUAUUUGGAGACGUGGUUACAUUUGAUGCAACGUACAAGAAAAAUUUUUACCUUUCACCUCUUGUAGUAUUGUCCGGUGUGAAUCACCACAACCAAACGGUUGUCUUUGCCGCUGCACUAGUAGCAGACGAGAAAGAAAAGACCUAUGUCUGGCUACUUCAACAGUUGCAAACUGCAAUGAAAGGGAAGGCUCCUGUGUCCAUAAUAACCGACGGUGACAGGAAAAUGAAGUCUGUGAUUGAGCAAGUUUUUCCAGAGGCUCACCAUCAACUCUGUGCUUGGCAUCUACUUUGA